This is a messenger RNA of Lactuca virosa, 384 nucleotides long. Lineage: Eukaryota; Viridiplantae; Streptophyta; Magnoliopsida; Asterales; Asteraceae. The record is from the annotation of a GenBank genome assembly.
AUGCCCGAGCCGGAUCCUGAUUCUGAUGCGGAUGAACCGAUUCCCGAUGCAACCAUACCUGAUGCUGCUGCUCCUGUGCAGCAAGAACCUGUCAUGCAUCCCCAUCAUGACAUGUAUAUGCAAGAAUUUCAUAGGUUGCAUGAAGACAAUCGGCGUUUGCAUCGUGAUUAUUCUGAACUUUAUGAUAGUGUUUGUGAGAUAAAUACUGAGAUGGUGGAGUUUAGGGAAGAGUUUUAUACCUUUAGAGACAAUCAAAAAUCACGCAACCAACAUGUGGAUUCCCUUGUGACCGACAUGCAUAGGGGUGAUUUGAAGAUUGGAGCAUGCUUAGGAUGGUCAAGGGAAGCUCUCGGUGAAAUUUCGGAACUUUCGGAGCUAAAUUGA